Molecule: messenger RNA, 1327 nt
Organism: Pecten maximus
Lineage: Eukaryota; Metazoa; Mollusca; Bivalvia; Pectinida; Pectinidae
Exons: 3
Coding region: 190-657 (155 amino acids)
Source: RefSeq, a predicted model, not a curated record
ACACUUGUGGUGUAUGUUGGAAAUUAGCACGCCAGCACAACUUUCACCCAGUUACCUGGGAGUUAUCUCCCCUUCGUUAUUUGUUUACAUAUGGCUACCUGAGCGAUCAGCGUUUCCCAGGUGUUACUGUCAUACCACUCGAUAGCAGAUCUUACCUUUCUCCAGGCAGUAAGCCCAAUACCCUCCAUCAUGUCGUACGGAGUGGGUUAUCAGCUGACCAGAGCUCCCCGCUGCUCUCACAACGCCGGGCCACCACUGGACAGCAUGGCUCCAGUCAGAACUAUGAACAGGAUAGCACAGGUUGCUCUAGAGCGGAUCAUAUUGAUGAUGAACAACACAAAACUCAUCAAGGAGCGACGUAUCAGCAACAUUGAUCAGGUCCAAACAUAUCUUCGUGGUAACCAUGACGACAACGGCUUGUCAGGGGACAGGGGCGACUUCUAUCGGCGGAAAUUAGCGGAGCAAAUUCACAUCAAUUUUAACGUGAGCGGCGUCACCCAUUCAAACAUAGAGGCUGUUGUGGAUACCGCCAUUCAGUUAGAAAGGCGUACCAGAGCUCUUCUUUCAGGAAGUGCAUUCAAUACUCAGACAGCGCCCUCUAUAUCUGUCGACGAUCCUAUUCUAGACAUUUUGUCAAAAAUCGCAGAUGUCUUUUAAGUAAGACUCAACAUCAAGUAUUUAAUGGUGGAAAUCCAUUUGAAAUAUGACACCUUCCUUGUGGUUAUAUAUCUCUUUUCAAAAUCGCCAAACUUCGCAAUACACGCCUCUUGUUUUCCGAUUACAUGCUUGAUACCAUAUACUUAUUCAGUAAACAAGGGCAGAUAAUUCGGUAUCAGUGGCAAUCAAUUAAGAGAGCAAUGGUUUUGAAAACAAUAAAUAUUAUAAUAUUUCAUGUACAUAAUAUGAAGCUGGAAAUGAAUGAAGAUCUGGUUUUAAUGUAGCUCUGAAUACUACUGUCAUUUUUUACACUGAUUAGAUAUCUUUUGCUGUUAGAGAUUGCAGCAUAUUUCUAUAUUUGUUGUCUUCCUUUGUAAUUCUGUCAAACAUUUACAGAGAAUAAAUAUAAAGACCAUGCCAAAAAGACAAAGAUUAUAAAUAUUCAACACCACUUUAUUAUUAGAUCAAAGAAUAUUUUGACAUGUGUACAUUUUUUUAAACAAACAGGCAAUAUAUAUGUCACUUUUCUUAUGUUUUACGUGAUUUUAUAUAUGUAUAUGUAUAUAUCAAUAUUUACAGUAUAGCUUUCCUGUCUUUUUCAUUGUUGUCAAUCUAUGAGUGUGAAUUAAAUAUUUUGGGGUUAAAUAAAAUAUCUAUGUUACUGUAGUUA